AUGAAUAGAGACUAUGAUUAUAUGUUUAAAGUAGUCCUUAUUGGGGACUCUAAUGUUGGAAAGUCAUGCCUUUUGAUCCGUUUUGCUGAUGAUUGCUUUACUGAGAACUACAUCACCACUAUUGGAGUAGAUUUCAGAUUCAGAACGAUGACGGUAAACAAGAAUACUGUCAAGCUUCAGAUCUGGGAUACUGCAGGACAGGAACGCUACAGGACUAUCACCAAUGCUUACUACAGAGGCUCAGAUGGUAUUUUAUUAGUCGCUGAUGCUACUAAUAGAAAAUCUUUGGACAAUAUCCCGGACUGGCUUUCAGAGAUCGAAAAGUACACCGACGAUGAAGUCUACAAAAUGCUGAUUGUAAACAAAUCUGACUUAGAAGAAAAGACUGAGAUCUCCGAUGAGGACCUUAAAAAGUUCUCAAAGCUGCACGGAAUCCCUUACAUGUGGACCAGUGCUAAAUCCGGUAUCAAUGUUGACGACUCCUUCUUAAAAAUGACCCAAUCCUUAAUUUCAAAAAGAGAACUAGAGGACGAAAGCGGCCUGAAGACCAAGACCGGGAAGAAAGGAACCAAGUCCACCUUGGAAGGCUCUAACCUAUUCAGGAAUGCCGAGAAGGCCAUGAAUGAUAAGGAAACAUCCUGCUGCAAUAAUUAAGCAAGGAAGGAG
This is a messenger RNA of Moneuplotes crassus, 666 nucleotides long. The record is from the annotation of a GenBank genome assembly. NCBI's taxonomy places the organism in Eukaryota, Ciliophora, Spirotrichea, Euplotida, Euplotidae.